CCGCUCUGCCUGCUGGCGCUGCGCCUCGACGCCCGGCUCGACGCGGUGCGACGCCUGCUCACCGACGCCCCCCUCGUCGACGGCCACAACGACCUGCCCUGGAACAUCCGCAAGUUCCUGAAGAACCAGCUGCGGGACUUCCCCUUCUCGGAGGACCUCCGCAACGUUUCGCCCUGGUCGCGCAGCUCCUGGUCCCACACCGACCUGCCGAGACUCAGGCAGGGCAUGGUGGCCGCCCAGUUCUGGUCGGCGUACGUGCCGUGCUCGGCGCAGCACCUAGACGCGGUGACGCUCGCGCUGGAACAGGUCGACGUCAUCCGCCGCCUCGUCGAGAGGUACCCCCGUGAGUUGGCGCUCGUCACUACCGCUCAAGGUAUCGAAGACGCGCACGCUGCCGGCGUGCUGGCGAGCCUCGUGGGCGUGGAGGGGGGCCACGCGCUGGGGGCGAGCCUGGGCGUGCUGCGGGCCCUCUACCUGCUCGGGGCGCGCUACCUCACGCUGACGCACGCCUGCAACACGCCUUGGGCAGACUGCUCCACAGUGGACGAGCCGGGAAGGAUACCAAUUCUAGGAGGACUCUCCAACUUUGGAAGGCUGGUGGUGCGGGAGAUGAACCGGCUGGGCAUGAUGGUGGAUCUGUCCCACGUGUCGGUGCCCACCAUGCUCGACGCCCUCAGGACGAGCCGGGCGCCAGUCAUCUUUUCACACUCCGCCGCGCAUGCGCUGUGCAACAGCUCCAGAAACGUGCCAGACCACGCGCUGCGACUGCUGAAAGCGAACGGUGGUAUCGUGAUGGUGGCCUUCUACCCUCACUUCGUGAGCUGCAGCGAGACGGCAUCGCUGCACGACGUAGCAGCUCACAUCGUGCAUAUACGAGAGGUAGCUGGAGUGGACCACGUCGGCCUCGGAGCUGGUUUUGACGGAAUUAACAUCACGCCACAGGGCCUGGAGGACGUUUCGCGGUACCCGCACCUGCUGGCGGAGCUGAUGGCGCGGGGCGGCUGGACAGAGGGCGACCUGCAGAAGCUGGCCGGCAGGAACCUCAUCAGGGUCUUCCGGGAGGUGGAGCGCGUGCGGGACGAGCUGGCAGCAGCGGGCGAGCAGCCAAUCGACGACCGGAUUCCUGAGGAGGACAUAGUGGGCCGGACCUACUGCCGCAUGCCGGCGACCUGACACAGCGGGUGCGAGGCCAAGGCGUCCGCCUACGUAACGGAGCCCGUCGUAUAGCGGAGCGGUGCUGCGCGGGACAGCAUGUCGCAGGGGCGCCACUGGACGUCAGUCAGACGUUGCGUGUGCAACUGAAACGUGUGAUCGAUCACAUUGUUGAACGGUUUCGUUGUUAUACGGAAUUGCAUACAAGUAAUCUUCGAAAGAGUUUGCGUCACUAAAGCGUUAUCAGCAGGCUCAUUCAGCCAUCACAACGAUAUACACGACGAAUCACCGAUAUGAACAAGUAGUUUUUCAUUUUGUCGUGAAUCGGUUAAAUUGAGCAACAGUCGCUACAAAACUGUAUCUCAACAUGAGCACUAUGCCAGUCGUGCAAAUGACGUUUCUUGUUUUUUUUAAAUAAAUGAUUGAAUCAUUCUAGGAGAUAUUCACAUCUAACAAAAUUCUGGUACGGUAUAAUCUGUUACAAAAGUAUAUAUCCGAAAAUUUUAAGAAAACGAAGAAAUUGAAGAUAACAUUUCCUGGAGAAGUUAAGGGCUGAUUGGCUAUGAGCUGUGGUCCUAACCUUUGACGAAAAAUGUGGGAAAAUUUUCAGAAAUUUCCUUUCUUUAGUUUUGUUUGUCGCUUCAACUUGAGAUAAAGCUAUUACGUAACAAAUAACGGCACUGUUCUAGUUCUUCAUUAAGAUUACAAGUUGAUUUGGCUACCUCAGAUUUUCAUAUUAAAAAAAAUCGUUCAGUACAUCUUUUUGUGAAUGGAUCGUCACUCUGCCGGCAUCAUAAAAAUAGAAACAAUUUGUUCUACGUAAAGUUUAGUAGCAGCGGCGAACUUCAUUGCGUCACAUAAUACGUGAACGUAACGAGACUUUUACAAAGAACAACAUUUUGUUCUAUGGGACCAUUUACUACAUCAGAGGGUGAAAUCUUAUAAUGACACUAGAGAUGCAGCAAACAAUGUUUUUCACAAUAUAAUGCGUUCUCGUUGUGCCAUUAUCAAACAUGGAGUGUUGUUUCAGCCAUAUCGCUGCCGCUGUCACGUCUCUGAUGUUUUAUAUUAUGUGGGUGACACUGGUUUCGAAGACAACAUGCAAGGAAAUCUGCUAGUGUUUCAUAGCAUACGUACAUUUGUCAGACUUAAUGUGCAGUUGUAAUUUGGGCUGUAAUUAUAGAAACUCAUAAGGGAUCAUUAAAGAGAUUGUUGACACUAGUUCCUUGUCUGCGUCGUCAAUGGUGUCCCAAAAAUAGCCCAACUUCUUAAUUUGCUUACAAAAACUUAUGUGGAAAUGAUUAUUUAGAUGUAUCUCAUUCUAAAGUAAAGCGUUUUCCACAACUUUCGAAGAUAAUUCAAGAUCCUGUUGUUUCUGAUUUUAAUCAUCCCAAGAUUUGCUAAAUUAUCCGUAAACAUUAAAAGAGGGUACACAAAUCUGUAUUCAUAUACUGCGAUGUUAUUUUGUAAACGUUGUUAGUUAGAUACUUUCAUUAUCUCUCAUUCCAAUCACACAAAUCGGGCGCAAUCAAAUUUGAGAGACACGUUAAGUUGAUUACAAUUUCAUAACUGCCAAUAAUGCUCUUUGUAAAAUAGUUUAAAAGUAACGUGUUUCGUCGCACACUUCUCAUUCUCUCUAUAUGUCCAGCAAACAAUUAAGAUAUUCUCGUCACUUUAAGUGUAUGAUAGGCUCUAGUAACUGAGUUACUUGUGUCUUAAACCGGAGCAGUUUCAGAUCCUCUUUCAGAAUAAGUUACCGUCGUCUUUUGGGGACGUUUGGUUGUGACAUGUUAUUUACUUAACUGCGCAGACAUAAACAGAAUUAUUUCAACGACAGUUAUACACUCAGUAAACCUAAGAGCAACGCGGAUGACCAUACGAUUCUGGGUUUCAGUUCGAAGCUGCAUUUUCAAAUGCAUUUAGUCAGGAUCAUUAAGUUGAACAGAAUUUACUCGUACCUUGCUUACUGUCUCCCAAUUUUUUUUUUUUUUAAUCUAAGGCAGCUCCAGUUCUCCGUACCAUCGUGUCCCCUAUCGUGAGGUUUUAAAGUCAGGCAGUAAGUGGAUAUCGUAAAAAGUUCAUCGAACCUAACCUAAAGGCGUUAAGCGAACGAAACUCAAAAGUUAUGUAGUUAUUGGAACACUCAUUUUAAAAUUGGUAACGUCAUUAUAAAUGUUCCUCGCUAAAUUUAAAUUAUCCUUCUUGUGCAAUAAUGAUGUAUGACCGCUGGCAUUCGAAAAUAAUGUGCUGUAUCUUCAUGGAAUUGAAGGUUACUAGCCGGUGUCAAAAGCGAGGAAGUGAAUAUAGACAUUUAUCGUUUUCAGUUAAAAAUAAAGACAGUUGAU
Molecule: messenger RNA, 3497 nt
Organism: Schistocerca nitens (vagrant locust)
Lineage: Eukaryota; Metazoa; Arthropoda; Insecta; Orthoptera; Acrididae
Product: dipeptidase 1-like
Exons: 10
Biological process (GO): proteolysis
Molecular function (GO): metallodipeptidase activity
Source: RefSeq, a predicted model, not a curated record